Petromyzon marinus (sea lamprey) is the source of this 2203-nucleotide messenger RNA. It is a transcript of the gene EIF4E2, whose product is annotated as eukaryotic translation initiation factor 4E family member 2. Gene Ontology annotation, molecular function: RNA 7-methylguanosine cap binding; translation initiation factor activity. Gene Ontology annotation, cellular component: eukaryotic translation initiation factor 4F complex; cytoplasm. NCBI's taxonomy places the organism in Eukaryota, Metazoa, Chordata, Hyperoartia, Petromyzontiformes, Petromyzontidae. The record is from RefSeq and is a predicted model, not a curated record. Gene Ontology annotation, biological process: translational initiation.
GGCCGUUGGAGGUGGGGGCUCCGCGCAUGCGCAGUUGAGAGUUUGACAAGAGAAACGCGGAGUUGUUUUGAGGCUUUGCGGGCCGAGGCCGCGGCUGGUUUUAUAUAAUAAAGGAACGUUUUACACAUAGAAAUAAGAUAACAACGAAGUCUAUCGCGUAUUUAUUUUUGUAUGUUUGUACAUUUGUACUAAUACCAUUUGUUGCUGUGUAGAAGACAUGAACAACAAGUUUGACGCGCUUAAAGAUGAUGAUAGCGGAGACCACGAUAACAAUGAAGAAAAUAGCACACAGAAAAACAGUGAAAAGGAAAAAUCGCCGAAUGCAUCACGGCACAAAUUCGCGUGUGCCCGACUCCCGCAGGUCACGGUGCCGGGGCCCGGGGAGCACCCGCUGCAGUACAACUACUCGCUGUGGUUUUCUCGGCGGACCCCCGGUCGGCAGGCCUCCAAACAGAACUACGAGCAGAACAUCAAGCACAUCGGCACCUUUGCUUCCGUGGAGAUGUUCUGGAGGUUUUACAGCCACAUCGUGCGUCCCAGUGACCUGACGGGGCACAGCGAUUUCCAUCUGUUCAAAGAGGGCAUCAAACCAAUGUGGGAGGACGAUGCAAACAAGAGCGGGGGCAAGUGGAUCGUGCGGUUACGGAAGGGGCUGGCGUCACGCUGCUGGGAAAACCUCAUUCUGGCCAUGCUGGGGGAGCAGUUCAUGGUUGGGGAGGAGAUCUGUGGUGCCGUCGUCUCCCUACGAUUCCAGGAGGACAUUAUUUCCAUCUGGAACAAGACUGCGAGCGACCAGGGAACGACAUCGCGAAUACGAGACACUCUGAGACGCGUGCUGAACCUGCCUCCAAACACCAUCAUGGAGUACAAGACUCACACGGACAGCAUAAAGGACAACUCAAGUUUUCGCAACACGGAGGUGUUCCGCAGGGACAUCGUGACGCUGUCGCGGACGGACGACGCAUCCUCCCGGACGGUUCGUGUUUGGUGAUCUCACAGCGCGUGCCGCGGUGACAUUUCUUCAACACGGAAAAUUCGAUUUCGCUCAUCGAAAAUUGUCCGUAAUUUUGUCACUUGCACGAACGCGAAAUUUCGUAAGCUGAACGGUCGUAAUUCGAGGGAUACCUGUACCUGUGUUGAACAUUCUAUGAAGACCAAGGGUAUGGGGUCGCUGUUAAACUCAAGCCACUGCAAUCAAAGUUCUGCCUUUAAUGAAUCAGCCACCGCUUCCACACGGGGCCCACAUAGUUGGAAGAGGUCAGGGCAGUACAUCUUGACUCACAAUAUCUUAAAAAAUAUAUAAUACUCAAGAUGUUCAUCCUAUAUUAAUGCUGAAGGUGUAACAAUUCGUAAUUUCAUGUAAUGGGUUCACGUAAUCUCUUGCAGCCAAGUGGCGUCCGCUGACAUUCCCCCGCAGUGUAAAACAAAAUAACCGAUCUUGAAUUGUGAUCCUAAUGGUGACUUUUCAUAAUUUCACCAAGGGGUUGAAUAGUUACACCUCUCGUAAAUAGAAAAACUACUUUAAAGCAAUUCCAAAGUUGCCAUGUCUCGUCAUACGAGUUGUUAAAAUAAUCUUCAACUGUUGUGUUUGAAACCAAGGAAUUUAUUUGUCAUGGGGUUUAUUUUGUAGUCGUGGUGUUUUUUUUUGCAUUUGGAUUUUUUUUUAAAUGUGGGUAAGCGAGGGUUGGGAAUUACAAAAGUUUCAACAUCACCUCCGCUACGCUGAUUGCAACAAUGUAUACAUGUUUUCAAACAAUGGUCAACAGGUAUGCAGAGGUCACAUCAGCCGAACGUUAGCUUCCUGUUGCAGUUUACUCGGCUGAAGGACAAAAACUAUUUUUCCUGCAUUCCAGUCCACAAAUUUAAUUGCUAAUUCUCAAAUCAUCAUCAUCGGUUCUAUGCAGCAUCGUGAGUUCUAUGCAGCAGGCUCAUUACACAAGAUGUCUUAAGUUAUGGUUGGCUUUUAUUGAAUAACAUCCACAGUAAUUUGGUUUCACAGAUUUCUGUCUUUCGUUGGCCAUUGCCUUGAGGCCGGGUCGCGGUGAAAAAUGAUUACAUGCCGACCGAGCGCGCGGUAUUUGAGUUGAAGGUUGUGGGAAAGCACUGGUGUUUGGCCAUAUCUCACUCAUGUCAUUGCUUUUAAUGGAAAUAACAUAGCACUUUUUACUUUUCAUCGUAAUAAAACGGAAGCCGGUACCGUAAA